AUGGCAUUGAGGCCAAUCGGAAGCACCGUGCACCGGCUCCUAUCCUUACCACUUUCCUCCGGUUCCCCUUCGCCAAUCCUCCUCCGGCACGACUGCGACCCCCAGCUCCGCCACUGUCUACGGGAGAUCUCCUCCGGCGCGACGCUCGCCGGAAACUUCCGGCACCAGGAUCAGCAGCAGCAGCAGCGGCGGGCGCAGCGGCACCUUCCUCCUCCUCCGCGGGCCGGUGGCUCGGGAUCAUUGGCUUCGGAAACGCUGGCGCAGAAGAUUGGGAAAUCUGUACGGCGGCCCGGCGCCAGCUCCAAGGCCAGGGUGUAUGCUGAUGUUAACGUAGUCCGUCCGAAGGAUUACUGGGACUACGAGUCCCUCACCAUUCAGUGGGGGUAGAGCUCAUAACAUUUCGUGCAUCUCUUGCCAAUCCCUUCCCUUUCUUCAUUUUGCUAUUUUUUUUUCGUCGUCUCAGGGAACAGGAUGAUUACGAGGUGGUCAGGAAGGUGGGCAGAGGGAAGUACAGUGAGGUGUUCGAAGGAGUCCACUGCACAAAUAAUGAAAGGUGCAUCAUCAAGAUUCUAAAGCCUGUGAAGAAGAAAAAGGUUAUUAACUUCUAUAAUGCCGUCUCUUUAGCUGGCUAAAGGUUGGAUCUAUCCGUGCUCUCUUUUAGUUGGUUUUCCCCUAUAGUAGCAUUGCUCAGUGACAUUCGACAUCCUGGACCUGGGAAGAAAUCAAACAUUGAAAUAACUGGAGAAAGUCAAUUCGAAAUUAUUCAGCUGUAGCGUUUCAAACUACUAUAAGGGGUCAAUUCCGGGCUUCUAACCUGAGAAGUAAUAAUUAGGCUAACUAAUUGAUUUUACUCUUUCCAGGACAUGAAAAGAAAAUAGUCCAUUUGCUUUCUAGACAGCAAUGUAGAGGAAAAAAAUGGAGAAAUAAUCUAGGUGACUUUCCAUUCUCUGUCUCAUUAAUCUAGGUGCUUGACGCUGGUUCCGCGUUUGUUUAACCUUUUUACGUGUACAUAUGAAAAAGAAGGAGAAAUAAAUGAUGCCGCAUAUGUAGCCCAUAUGUUUUAUAAAAGAGAAAUUUCCUAAUGGGGUGUGAAUUAUUACACUUCCAUGAACCAUGUACACAAGCCCUGUACAAGGAUGUAAGAUGUAUAUUUGAGAUACAUCUAUGCUGUCGUCCUUCCGAAGUCUUCUGUGGAUCAGUAUGCAGAGUCUUUCGACGGAAAGUCGAGGUGAAGAACUUGCUCAACAGAGGAGACAUCAGCAAGGUUUAAGGAUUCCAGCGAGGUCUUCUUGUCUACAUGAUUUAAGGUGGGGUAUUGCCAUCUGGGCAGAAACUGAGUUUUCAAAAGAAGAUAAUAUGCCUACGCCUUCAUUUUUGGUCAGAGGAUUUGCCAGAGAAAGGUGAGAAAAAAAAGACGUUAUAGGCUCCAGUGGGCUGAGGAAGAAGAAAUGGAAGGGGAGGGUAAGAGCAUCAUGAAAAUAAAAGAAUGAUAAAUAUGAAACUCACGUUUACUAUUGUAUUUGGUUUUUUCGCAAUGGUUAUCCAACACUUUUUUAUGAAAUUUUCCAGAUAUCAUUCUUUUAUGGAGCUUACUUGGAUUUUCUUCUGUUUAGUAUUUCCUACAGGAAUUCCGUUGCCAUAUCAUUUAUAUACUCUAUGUUCUCUACUGACACUUGGAGUAUUUGUAUUUUGGGACGUUUUCUGGUUUGCAGAUCAAGAGAGAGAUAAAGAUAUUGCAGAACCUCUGUGGUGGACCAAAUAUUAUUAAAUUGCUUGAUAUUGUGAGGGAUCAACAGUCAAAGACGCCCAGUCUUAUAUUCGAAUAUGUCAACAACAAAGAUUUUAAAGAGCUUUAUCCAACUCUUACAGACUAUGAUAUUCGAUACUAUAUAUAUGAACUGUUGAGGGUAGGCCUUUUAUUCUACGUUGAUUAUUAGGUUGUGGAUAGAUUUUUCUUAGAUUUAUACUUUUUUGUUUGAUUCUUAACCAUUGGGUAUUACCCAUUGUUGAGAAGUGUUUUCAUGUUGAGAGUUUAAAUAUAUUUACAAUUUUUUCGUUAAUUAUAUCUCAAAUUGACUUUUCUGCCAGCCAUGUGGUUGAUGCAUGCAAAUAAUUAAUGAUAUUCCUUUUGAACAUUCUUUAAUAUUCCAUUGUUUAUGAUGGCUAAACACCACUUUAAAUAUUUAAUCUUUGACAUGCUUGCUUUUGGGGUCUAGUUCAACGUUUAGACUUUGACUUCAUUUUUUACUGGAACAAAUGGUCAUUUAAGUAUUCUGUCCUAGCAGAAGUUGUAAAUUUUAUUUAAUGGUGAUUAAGCUUAUUACUUUUGUUUGGUGGCAUCCUUGGUGCCAUACGUAUGAUAUGGGAAAGUAAGUUUGUGAACGGAUGUAGCACGCUCUGGAUGUGCAUAGGCGCGCCACACAAAUUCUAUUAACAAUUUUUUUGAUGCAAAGUAUGAAUGCGUCUUCUUCUCACAAGAGGAUUUUCAUAUGACGUUGCAAAGGGUAAGUAGGUUUUCAAUGGGCAAUUUCUAUGUUUGCAGAUAUUUAUUUAUCUGCAUGUGUUGGUGGGGAGGGGGUUGGGGGAGUUGUGCUGGGCAGGAGACAGGUGGAACAGACAUGUUGUGUUCCUAAUUUAUUGAUUAUUCUCGCAAGUUAAACCGUGGAUGAUAUGCUCUGAUUGACAAAAAUUGCUGCCAAGUUAUACGUCAUGUUAUUAUCAUAGUUGUACAGUAAAUUUGAUCAUUAGAUUUUUUUAAUAAUAUUUGUCAACUCCCGUUACCUAAUUUUCUUCCAUAUCCCUUCCCCUCAUUGAAAGUUCAAUGUGUUGCGGCUUUUGGACUUCAUAUUUUACUCGUUGCAUCUGUUCUCGCAUGUCGUUAUCUUCUGCUUUUUUUUAUGUAGAAUGCAGUGGUUGAGUAUGGUUUUUUAUGGACGUUGGGAACUGCACUAGCCUGACCUUUUCCAUCUUGAUUUUCCAAUUCUCAUUUUGUGAAUAUUUCUGGUUUUUCUCAUAAUAUAUUUCUUCUUUCUGCAGUGUCUUAUCAUUCUGCCAUUCACUAAUUUUGUACUGUCGUAGUUUCCUCGGUUGAAGUAUUCUUUUUAAAGUGCAUGAUUUUCGUUGUCAAGUGAAGAAGUUUGCUUGUUUCCUGACUCUUAUGGGAUUUAACUUUGCAAUUGUAUUUUUGUAGGCUCUGGACUUUUGUCAUUCCCAAGGUAUCAUGCAUCGAGAUGUGAAGCCUCAUAAUGUCAUGAUUGAUCACGAACAGCGGAAGCUUCGUCUUAUUGAUUGGGGACUUGCAGAAUUCUAUCAUCCUGGAAAAGAAUAUAAUGUCCGUGUUGCUUCAAGGUAUGUUUUCGUUUAUCUUGUUCCUUUUUAUCCGUUUUACGUACGUCAAAAGCAUUAUAUUUUUUUGAAUUUAUCUUAGGAUGAUUUAGAUUUAAUUGGGGCAAUAAGUGACCUCGGGCGCAAGCUUUUUUGUCUGAUAUUAUUGAUCCGCAACCAUGGGAAGCAUUUCACGAUUUGAUAAGCUAGUUUCUCAGACUCGUGAAUUCUUUGAUCCUGAAAAAAUAUUGCUGUAAUCUGUGUAUGGUCAAUUGGAGUUUCCUCAAGGCUCCCCGUGAGGGAAAAUUUUAAAAAAUAUUGGUAUGCAUUUUUUUCUCAUUUGAUUGUCCACGAGACAGGAGAAAAAGAUAGAUCGCCAUCAAUGGGUUCUUGGUGCAGACAGAUUUUUUAGGUUCAAAGAUGGACUAGAGUUAAUGGGUAGGCUUGUCCGUCUAUACUUGCUAUUAAGUCUUCAUAGUCUGCUCAUAAUUUCUAGUUUUGAGGGAAACAUACAUUGUAGUUAGUCAAUAGCCACAAGAACCUUCUCUGAUAGAUUCUCUCCGUGUCUCUAAGUCAUUUUCCCUUGGGUGCCAAAGGAUGAGUCUUAACAUAUUGGCCAGGUGGGGUGGCUGGUGGGCCAGGCACGAGGCUCGAUUUAGCUAUUGCCUACUUUCGUGACUCAAUCUCAAGGUUUGACUUCGCAGAGCCCUGCUGCAGAGUUGACUCAGUCCACAUUGGUCAUUCCACUUGGCUCCAAUAACUCAUCUUUCUUCUUGAGUUUUGGGUGUGGAUCCCAAAAAUUUUCUCCAUAUCUUCUGCUUUCUUUUAAUGAGGCAGAAUGCGGGAAAUGUACAGAAAGCCCCCUUUAUAGUCAUUAAGUGCUGAUAUUCCCCGUCACCAAAAUAGCAUUCGCUUUGUCACCAAGAAAGGGUUUAACUAGGUUAACUGCCGUUCUUCUCUAAUGGUUUGUACGGACACAUUCUCAGAAUCAUUGCUUGAUCAUCAGGGUUCAGAGUUUGAUAGAAAGCAUGUAAAUAUGAUGAAGGCUUCUCACUCUAAUUAUGUGUACCCAGAUCUCGUCCUGCCCUGUAGUUAGUGUGUUAAGUCGAGUCAAUGGCAUCAAUAUAGACUCGUUAUUUAUUGCUUUGCCCAUAUGAAUAAUUUUUUUUAAUUCCAAUCAUUACUCUUUUCGGAACUAUUAGAAGAUACAAUGCCCGACUUAUCUUGUUGAAGUCGGCGAUGGGGCAGAGCGUUUCUCAUCGGCAAUCUUUUCUUUCUACUCAGAUAUUUUAAAGGGCCAGAGCUCCUGGUAGAUUUGCAGGAUUAUGACUACUCUCUUGACAUGUGGAGCCUUGGUUGCAUGUUUGCCGGCAUGGUAAGCGAUUGCUCCCAGGACGUUUUCUGCUGCUUCUAGUUGCUCUUUAGUGAGAACCCUCCUUUUCUGCAGAUAUUCCGUAAGGAGCCAUUUUUCUUUGGGCACGAUAAUUAUGACCAAUUGGUCAAAAUAGCCAAGGUAACUACGCUCUCCAGCUGCAAAUCGUUCAUCUAAUUAGUAUACAUUUCCUUGUUCUGUGAGUCGAUGGUACCCUCAUAAUAAGAGAGAGAGAGAGAGAGAGGGAGAGAGAGAGAGGGAGAGAGAGAGAGAGAGGGUGAGAGAGGGUGAGGGUGAGAGUGAGAGAGAGCUCUCAAGAACAGAGAAUGAAGAGAAAACUGCAGACCCAACAUGGGAAAGCCUCACAUGAUGUCGAGGCGCUUCCUGUGAAAGUCGCUCAUUUGAAAUCCUCCCUGUGAAAACCUUUGCCUGUGAGAGGGAUCUUAUCAAGGGAGAGGGGAGGGGGGCUGACUUUCUGGAUCUUAUCUGCUUCAGGUGCUUGGAACGGAUGAGCUGAACCUCUAUUUGAGGAAAUACCGCCUGGAGCUCGACCCGCAUCUGGAGGCCCUCGUCGGAAGGUUUCCCUGAUUCCCUUCGCGGAUCAUCAGCUUCCUUCUGUUGUAGAUGUUGUCGUCAUCACCCCCUCAUAGAUGGUGAAUCUUCGUGCUCUGCGGCAGGCACAGCAGAAGGCAGUGGACGAAAUUUAUCAACUCCGAGAAUCAGCAUCUCGCAGUUCCAGAGGUCCAUCCUCUCAGUGAUUCAUCACCAGAAAAUCUCCGUAUUUAGCUAAACAAAGACCUCUUUUUCCUUCUCCAGGCCAUUGACUUCUUGGAUAAGUUGCUCCGGUACGAUCACCAGGAGAGGGUCACCGCCAAAGAAGCCAUGGUAUCUCUCUAGGGCUGGCGGAUUCCCUGUUUUUGCCUUGAGCCAUCUGCAUAUUAGAAGAUCUGAACCCAGGAGUUUCUUACCCAAUUUGGCAACUCUUUGCUCAUCCAGGGACAUGCCUACUUCCAUCCGGUGAGGAAUGCAGAGAGUAGCAGAAAUCGUUCAUAA
This is a messenger RNA of Spirodela intermedia, 5749 nucleotides long. Lineage: Eukaryota; Viridiplantae; Streptophyta; Magnoliopsida; Alismatales; Araceae. The record is from the annotation of a GenBank genome assembly.